This is a messenger RNA of Schistocerca americana (American grasshopper), 1237 nucleotides long. RefSeq names its product fibroin heavy chain-like. The transcript has 3 exons. The record is from RefSeq and is a predicted model, not a curated record. Lineage: Eukaryota; Metazoa; Arthropoda; Insecta; Orthoptera; Acrididae. The coding region runs from base 2 to 865 and encodes 287 amino acids.
CAUGGCGUCGCAGCGUGUGUCGAUUUUCAGCUUGACAGUACUGGUGCUGGCACCCACAGUGUAUGCUGCAUCAAUCGGCAUCAAAAGCGGCACUGCCCUGAAAGCCAACAUCGGAGCAGGUGAAGACCGUGGCCUGCAAAUGAGUGUCGGCUCAGGCCUGAAAGCGAAUAUCGGCGCAGAUGGAGGCGAGGGCAUGAAAGCGAGUGUUGGCUCAAGCUUCAAAGCGAACUUUGGCACAGGCACUGGCCAGAGCCUGAAAUCUAAUAUUGGCUCAGGCCUCAAAAAGAACAUGAGCACGAGAGGAGGCCAAGGCAUGAAAGCGAAUAUUGGCUCAGGCCUCAAAAAGAACAUCGUCAUAGGAGGAGGCCAAGGCAUGAAAGCGAAUAUUGGCUCAGGUCUCAAAAAGAACGUUGGUGCAAAAGGAGGUCUGGUCAUGAAAGUGAAGAAAGGGACAGCACUGAAUGUGAACAUCGGCACGAGUGGAGGGCAGGCCUUAAAAGCAGGUGUUGUGUCAGGCAUGAAAGUUAGUGUAGGUGAGGGUGCACUUGCAAUACAUAAUAUCGUGUCUGCCUUGCCACAGUUGCUUAGAGCGAGGGGCAGGCAUUUCUUCCAAGUGCUUUUGAGAGUUGUUCCUGUCUCUGUCAAUCUGCACGCAGUCAUCAAAACAGAAGGGCCGGUCAGUCCUGAACAUGUAAAUAAGCAACUUGUUGAGUUUUCUUCACAUCUCAAGAAGAUGGUGCAGACAAACGUAUUGCCGAAUGAAAAGGCCAUUCUUUUGCUGAAACAAACUGUAAGAGAACUGAAGGCGGUACUCGAAGGGAAGCUCGAUACUAAAUUAAUCAAAUGUCCAUGCAUUAGUUGGUGAAUGGAAACUACUUUUCAGCAAAGCCUUGAGAAGAAUAAAGCCAGUGUCAUGCCAUACCAUACACGUGCUACUCAAAUAAAAAAAGACUAAAUGACAAAUGCAUAGACGCUAUCUCAUCCUCAAAAGCUGUAAAAAUUGUAAAAUUAUAGUUUGGUAGGGAUUUUUUAGUGUUUUGUACAUUUGUCAAAGUCGACACAGAUGUUUUGAAAUUAAACAUUUUUGACUUGAGCUAUAUUGUCAAUGAACUAUCUCUGUCACAAGUGAAAUGUUUAUAUAUACGCAACCGGUUUACGGACAAUGCAUUCUAAUUUAUAUUUCGACAUCGUAUCGCUUGUGCCAAUAGAUGUGGAAAAUAAACUUUUUUUAUAGUUA